UAACAAGUUUUGUGUUUGUGUGUGUGUGGAAGUUGAUAAACUUUGGUAUCGCUUCUGUUUCUGAUUACCGCGAGAGCAUGGGUACAAAUGUUUCGAAAAAUGGCGGAGAAAGCUUUACGAUUCAUCGAUAUCGGAGUCAAUCUAACAGAUCCUGUGUUUAGAGGACGCUAUCAUGGAAAGCAGGCACAUCACGAUGACUUUGAAGAUGUUCUUCAACGAGCCUUUAAUGUUGGACUACAAAAAGUGGGAUGAUAAUAACAAGUGGGAACUAUUCAGAGAGUGAAAAGGCUUUAAAACUGGCAAAGGAACAAGAGUCUUUCUUCUCUACAGUUGGUUGUCACCCAACUCGCUGCAUUGAGUUUGAAUCAAAAGGCAGUAACCCAGAUGAAUAUUUGAAUAAACUGCUAUCGCUAGCCCAGGACAAUAAAGAGAAAGUUGUAGCGGUCGGCGAAUGUGGUUUAGACUUUGAUCGUCUACAUUUUUGCCCCAAGGAAAUCCAACUCAAGUAUUUUGAGAAGCAGUUUGAUAUUAUGGAGGCCCUCAAACUACCUGUAUUUCUACACUCAAGAAAUGCUCACAAAGAAUUUAUAGAUAUAAUCAAAAGAAAUCGAGAUCGUUUUGUUGGAGGCGUGGCCCACUGCUUCACAGGGACUAAAGAAGAGUCUGAAGACUAUCUGGAUCAAGGACUGUACAUCGGUAUAACGGGAUGCUCUUUGAAAACCCAGGAUAACAUUGAUGUUAUGAAAACAAUCCCAAGUGAUAGACUUCUUAUUGAAACAGAUGCCCCAUGGUGUGAAAUACGACCAACGCAUGCUGGUUUUAAGUACAUUCAAACAAAGUUUGACUGCAAAAAGAAGGAGCGCUGGGAGAAAGGAUUCUGUGUCAAGAGUAGAAAUGAGCCAGCACACAUUGUACAAGUUUUAGAGGUGGUUGCAGCAAGUCGUGGUGAGAAUAUACAAGAGCUUGCAGACACAAUUUACGCCAAUACUGACAAGCUGUUUUUUGGGAGUAGAUAAUGUAUGUAUUUUUAAUAGGAUGUAAAAUCCAAUAUCCAUUUAUUUGACUUUAACAAUGUAUGUUGUAAUAGUUAUUUUUCAAUGCAGUAGUAACCUUCAUCUCUACAAAGCAGCAAUUGGACUAGACUACUUCUGCUGAGUUGACAGAAACCUUAACUUACAAAUAAUCCAAGCUAUUUAACAGGCUGCUCUAUAUUUACAGUCACAACCUUGAAUAAAUUGACUGGAAGUAAA
Messenger RNA from Nematostella vectensis (starlet sea anemone), 1250 nucleotides. RefSeq names its product deoxyribonuclease TATDN1. The transcript has 12 exons. The coding region runs from base 249 to 1016 and encodes 255 amino acids. Gene Ontology annotation, cellular component: cytosol. Lineage: Eukaryota; Metazoa; Cnidaria; Anthozoa; Actiniaria; Edwardsiidae. The record is from RefSeq and is a predicted model, not a curated record. Gene Ontology annotation, molecular function: 3'-5'-DNA exonuclease activity.